Saccharomyces mikatae IFO 1815 is the source of this 1566-nucleotide messenger RNA. RefSeq names its product putative asparagine synthase. Gene Ontology annotation, molecular function: asparagine synthase (glutamine-hydrolyzing) activity. Lineage: Eukaryota; Fungi; Ascomycota; Saccharomycetes; Saccharomycetales; Saccharomycetaceae. The record is from RefSeq and is a predicted model, not a curated record. The transcript has a single exon. The coding region runs from base 1 to 1566 and encodes 521 amino acids.
AUGUGCGGUAUUCUGUUACAUUAUUGUUCGAACAAUGACUUAUUAGAGAAUGACCUAAUUGAAUUUCCAGAAGGUACGGAAUUGGGCCCUACUACAUGUGUCAAUGAAUCGUCGAUUUUCAAUAAAAUUAUUCCAUACAUAGCUGCAAGAGGUCCAAACUACUCUUCUCUUCGGACCGUAAGAGCUUACCGAACAAGUUGGUUUUCUUCCGUUUUGUCUUUAAGGGAGCCUUUCACUAAGCAGAGCAUUAAUGUGGAUGACAGAUACUAUCUACAAUUCAACGGCGAGCUGUACAAUAAAGAGGUAUCCCACUGGGGAAACGAUAGUUUAUAUAUCGCUUCCUUGUUGAAGGAUUUAGAAGAUGAUGGCAGCGUUAUUGACGUUAUAAAAUCACUGGAAGGCGAAUAUGCUUACACUGUGUAUGACGUGAAGUCAGCGAAGUUUUAUUUUGGUAGGGAUCCCAUUGGCAGGCGAAGUCUGUCUUACUCGGUCACUGCAAACAACGAAUUAUAUGUAGCCAGUGUCACAGGUGCCGUCGAGUGUUUUCAUGACUGUAUAGGUGGAACUGUUUAUGAGUACGAUACGCAAACCAAAUCAUUGCACGACAACCAGAGGUUACGUCCUCCAUACGAAGUGACGCCAAAAUUGGAUAUGGAGUUCGUGUCACUGUCGAUAGUGUCUAAGAAUUUAUAUUCUGUACUACGUGAAUCUGUAAAAAAAAGGAUAGAAUCGAUACAUCCCGCGCAUAUUGAGAACUCCCCUAUCGCAGUACUAUUUUCUGGAGGAAUUGAUUGUUCAGUAAUAGCAGCUUUGGUGUGCGAAGUGUUACAAGAAAACAGUUAUAAAUGCGGGAAACCGACUAUAGAGCUUCUAAAUGUAUCCUUCGAGAACCCUAGAACAGGUCUUUUGCCCAGUGAUACGCCUGAUAGGAAAUUAUCCAUUAACAGUGCGAGGAUUAUACAAAAAUUAUAUCCAGAGAUUGACAUCAAACUAGUUGAAAUUGAUGUUCCUUAUGAGGAAUAUUUAAAAUUCAGACCAUCCGUUAUUGAUUUAAUGUAUUCCAAACAAACAGAGAUGGAUUUAUCUAUUGCGAUUGCCUUUUUUUUUGCAUCAAGAGGUAAAGGUUUCUUGACUUUGCCCCACGGUGAAAGAAAGCCAUACCAGCGCCAUGGAAUAGUGUUACUUAGUGGACUGGGAGCAGACGAGCUCUAUGGCGGAUACCACAAGUUUGCAAAUAAGGCGCCUCAUGAACUUGUGGAGGAAUUAACGAAGCAAAUAAACAAUAUUUAUGAGCGCAACCUCAAUCGUGAUGAUAAAGUGAUUGCUCAUAAUGGCGUGGAGGUUAGAUACCCAUUCUUAGAUGAAUAUGUCAUAAAGUUUUCCACGGUGGAAAUUCCCAUUAAUUACAAAGUCAACAAAUUGAUUCUUCGAAAAGUUGCCUCGCAAUACUUGAAAUUGGACGGAAUAUCAGAAGAACCAAAGAGGGCUAUACAAUUUGGGGCUAAGAGCGCUAAAAUGACUAAGGAUAGUAAUAAACACGGAACGGAUCUACUGAAUAGGAAUUGA